CUUAAAUUAAAUAUUCUUAUUUAGGUAUAUAUUAUUGAAUUAGAAUGUGAUAUUGAUUUAUGUAUCAAACGUAAUAUUCAUCAUAGAACAGCCCAUGAUAUUAAUGGCAUAAUGAGAUCUUGGGUAAAGACACCUUCUGAUCAAAUACUAUUGGAUAUACGGUCAUUGCUUCUUUCUCCUUCAGAAAGCGAGAUGGAAAUGGAAGAUGUCUCAGAUGUUGAGAUGGAAGUGGAUAAAGGCGAAGAGGCCAUUGACGACAGAAGUUCUGAAGAAAAUAGAAAUAUUGAAUUUGAAGAAGAGAAAAAGAUUAUUAUAAAAUAUUUGGGAUCCGACGAGUUCAAAGCUUGUCGUUGGGUGAACAAGAUAAUCUUGACUGACUUUCAAACGUCUCCAGCACCAUAACUUCAUACAAUUUACAUGCAUCACACUUGCUCUGGUGUAUGCAAUUUGAAGAGUCAACAGCCAUGACUGAAGUAUACCCAUCGGUGUCGUCUAAAUUAUGUUCCCAAUCAUAAUAAUAGUCUUAUUAUAAACCGUUAGCUUUAUUUUAUUUCUACUGUAAAAUUUUAAUUAUACUGACUUAGUCUGUAAAUCUGUUUAUUUCUUGCUUUCUGUUAUUAUCAUUUAAGUA
This is a messenger RNA of Diuraphis noxia (Russian wheat aphid), 631 nucleotides long. RefSeq lists its product as uncharacterized. The record is from RefSeq and is a predicted model, not a curated record. Lineage: Eukaryota; Metazoa; Arthropoda; Insecta; Hemiptera; Aphididae. Gene Ontology annotation, cellular component: nucleus. Gene Ontology annotation, biological process: regulation of telomere maintenance.